GAGGCCUGUAGUUAUAAGUCGGCGGCGGCUGCUUAGAUGAGUCAUCGCCUCAGACUGUUAACGUUUGUUGAUUCAUCUACUCAGACGCCACAGAAUACAUUUGGAAUCCAAGAUUGUGUUUCAACUAUUCUGACGGGAUUGAGAUGUUACAUUUUGGGUUUUCGACAUUGCUUAAGGAGUUGUUUAAAGCCAACCUAAAGCGUACCUCGGCCGGCGCCAGACAGAGAAACUGGUGGUUAGCGACCCGCCACUGCUGCUUCCGUACCGCCUCUGUGGACUGCAGAUCUACCCAACUGACUGUCCUCCAUGGCUCCACAUUGCGCACAGCGUACCAUGCGGCGAAUUCCCGCCCAUACUGCACGAAAGCUGAAGGAGAGUUGAAAAUGAACGAACCGACGAAGAAGGAUGGCGUCAGCCGUGAAGAAGCCACUGACAAAAGAAGAAAUUCUGGCAUUCUGCCUAGUCUGGAGGAUUUGCUUUUCUACACAGUUGCAGAAGGUCAAGAAAAGAUUCCUGCUCAUAAAUUUCUCACAGCUCUUAAAGCCACAGGACUUCUCACAGGAGAUCCCAGACUAAAGGAAUGCAUGGAAACCCUCAAAGAAACCUUAAAGACCACACCAGAUGGUGUUACACUGGACAAGCACCUAUUCAAGAAGUGUGUCCAGCACAACAUUGUCCUGCUCACGCAGGCCUUCCGCAAGAAGUUCGUCAUCCCAGACUUCCAAUCCUUCACUUCCCACAUUGAUGAGCUAUAUGAGAGUGCCAAAAAUCUCUGUGGAGGACAGGUUGCAGACUACAUUCCUCAACUUGCCAAGUUCAGUCCGGACCUGUGGGCUGUUUCUCUGUGCACGGUAGAUGGACAGAGACACACAGUGGGAGACUCAAAGGUCCCCUUCUGUCUGCAAUCUUGUGUCAAGCCUUUGAAGUAUGCUGUUGCUGUUCAUGACCAUGGCACAGAGUAUGUGCAUAGUUUCAUCGGGAAGGAACCCAGUGGUCUCCGUUUUAACAAGCUCUUUCUAGAUGAAGAUGAUAAGCCCCACAACCCAAUGGUGAAUGCUGGCGCUAUUGUUUGUACCUCCCUGAUAAAGCAAGGUGAAGGCAAUGCAGAAAAAUUUGACUAUAUCAUGAACUUCUUGAAAAACAUGGCAGGAAACGAGUAUGUGGGUUUCAGCAAUGCCACAUUCCAGUCUGAGCGUGAGUCAGGAGACAGGAACUUUGCCAUCGGCUACUACCUGAAAGAAAAAAAGUGUUUUCCAGAGGGGACAGACAUGACAUCUGUACUGGACCUCUACUUUCAGCUGUGCUCCAUUGAGGUGACCUGCGAGAGUGCCAGUGUGAUGGCUGCCACACUAGCUAAUGGAGGCAUCUGUCCGAUCACAGGUGAACGUGUGCUAAGCCCUGAGGCUGUGAGAAACACUCUGAGUCUCAUGCACUCCUGUGGCAUGUAUGACUUCUCUGGACAGUUUGCCUUCCAUGUAGGUCUUCCUGCCAAGUCUGGGGUUGCAGGGGGGAUCCUGUUGGUAGUACCCAAUGUGAUGGGUAUCGUGUGCUGGUCACCCCCCUUAGACAAACUGGGCAACUCCGUCAGAGGAAUUCAGUUCUGCACGGAUCUUGUGGAACAUUUUAAUUUCCAUAACUAUGACAACUUGAGGCACUUUGCCAAGAAGCAUGAUCCUCGCAGAGAGGGAGGAGACCAGCGGCAGCAAUGCUUCGGGCCGAUGGACUAUGACAGUCUACAACAAGAGCUAGCCCUGAAAGCCCCCUUCUGGAAAAAAGUGUCUCCCACAGAGUCGCACCAGGACACCUCCACUACUGUAGUCUAUAGGGUGGACAAUGUUAGCAAGUGAAACUAUAGAAGACCAACACAUCUGCCUCACCCUCAAAUAUUUAUGUAUAUUAUUCAGAGAAUUGUUGCUUGUGAAGUAGUUACUGUGUGGGCUGGUUUUUAUUUUUUUCUGUGAUGGGAUAAGAAAUGAGAUUUGCCUCAGAAUUAACUCCCAACCUACUAGUUGCCUUAGUGUGUGCAAUCUGGUAUUCACUUUAUGAUCUAUGAUCUUAACGUUCUCUUUUAGGGUUGUCACGAUACCAGAAUUUCAGUAGUUGAUACCAAUAUCUGUGAAUUUUCACAAUUCGUAUUUGACGCCGCGAUUUUAAACAAACAAAAAACAACAAAAAAAAGUGUUUUUAAAUUCACUACUUUAUUGAACAUAGAUUCAAACUGUCAAGUAUUUCAGAUCGCUGUGCUUCCAACAUCUUUUUUUACAGAAUUUAAAUUGCCGUAGCAGUUGCGUAGAGGUAACGAUGCAUUCAAAGAACAACAGCAGUGGUCUGUAGCCUGCCAGUCUCUUAAAAACAAACAAUACUGUGCUUAUAAAUAUGCUGGUAAAUAACAAUAGUCAACUAUUUCACAUUUAUCAAAAAAAAAAAAAAAAGUUUUUUAUGGUUUUUGUGUUGGAACCAUGGUUGUAGUGGGCCUUGUAGUGUUUGAGACCCCUGCUUUACAAAAUAAAGUUUGAAUUCAAAUAACACAAGCUCACAGACUGUCAGAGAGCAUCGUGGCAUGUAAUGUCACACAUCAUGACGGUAUUGUUACAUUAUUAUAGUGGUUGACCGAUUAUCGGCCGGGCCAUAUUUGGAAUUUUGACGUAUAUCGGUAUCGGCCUUUAUUUAAAUCCGACGGGCCGAUAUCAAGAAAUCAAUUUAAAACUUUUUUUUUUCCGGCUCAGAUGCAGCUGCGUGUCUCUCUCUCUUUUUUUCCACUGCUGUCUCCAGCAUUGCUCCACCCACGGGGGAAGAGAGCAAAGUUUUCUUGUGUGGAGAACUGAGAGCAAACGCAUGUCAAAAUCAAUGCAGAAAACUCUGGAAAUUGUAAUAAACAUCCCAGUGCUCUACAUCUCACAACUACUACUAACGUUACAGUGAGCAGCAGAAUAACGUCAGAGCAGGGUAAACAUUAGCGGCAGCUCGUAGUACCUCUCGACAUGUCAAAAGAAGGCUGCUCAUAAUGUCAACAGGCAAAACAGUCGUGAUAGUUAAAGCAUGCGUGUGAUUGAGAGAGCGCGUGUAAAAAAAAAAUAUUGAAAAAAAAUAUCACUUGUUGUUAUUAGAGGGGAAACACGGCAAGGUGGAGGCUGGUUAGCUAGCGUACCAUAACAUUAGUUCGUCGGUCUGGCUCUGUCUAAAGGCUCAGAAGACUAUGUACGUAUUAGCAAUGGGGAGAAUGUAUGAAAUGUGGAGAAUAGUGUGUGUGUUUGAGUGGAAGUCACAUGAAAAACUCACAGCUCACGACUACUACAAUAACAUAACGUUAAGAGCGGAGUAGACACACACGGCAGCUUUGCUAGCUUGUUGUACCUCCCAAUAUGUCUGUGAAUCACUUGAAACAAAGCUGUUGGUGAUAUCAAUGAUUGUGAGGGAGAGAGAGAGUGGAAGAAAUUCAAUUCAGUCUUGUUUUGUUGCAGGGAAGUACGCCAAGAUGUACGCCUGCUCUUAACAUACAGUAUAUAUAAAUGUUACUUUAUUUACUAUGGAAACAUUUCAUGGAGAUAUUUAUUUACGUUUUUAUUCAACUUCAACUCAGAAGAGAUGCUUCUGAGUCAAGCAACUCCAUGGUCUUCUGGAGCUAUCUUUCUAUUUGUUUGGUUAAAUAAACAUGCUUUAGGCAGUGAAAUGAAUAAAGUUUUGUUAUUCAACAUUUUCAACAUUAUACGCCAAUUUUUACACUUGUACUGCAAAUGAAUAUCGGCCUCCUUAACUAUAAAUAAUCUGUAUCAGUAUCGGCCCUGGAGAAAACCAUAUCAGUCGAUCUCUACAUUAUCUCUGUUCAUAUAAGGGAGCGAGUAUGAGAAGCCUGCGCCUCUCCAAGCAUGGUACGGUGGCUCUCAAGCCCAAAUGACGGAACACAAAUUUGGGUUAUGUAUAACUUGACAUCAGUGAUACUAAACUGAAACCUACUCACCUUGAAGUCUUUAAACAAGACGAGGUGCCUGUCUUUCAGGUGUUUCUCCAGCUUCGAAGCGUUUCUUUCUUUGGAGACACCAUUUACAUGUUGUUUUUUUGUACUGCAAUUAGCCGCCUCAAAAGCGAAGGUUCUCCCACAUGCGACUCCUACUGCUCGGCUUAUCGAUAGGCCGAGGUGAUGUGCUUGCCUCGUACUUGAGACAUUUGUUUUAAAGACAGCAGGCGUUCUUCUGCUGAGAGAAACAAGCUCCUAGCGUUCUGAAAAUGAGUCCAAAACAACAGGGAGCUUUGAUAUUUGCAAGCUGCUUUACAAAAAAACAAGGCCAAAGUCACUUCUAAUAAAUGGACUUGGCAACGAUGCUGCUCAGUCGCCUCAAUGCUCAUACAGUAUGUGUGUGCUGUACUGCCCACGUCAGUUAGAAGUGAUACGGCUCGCCGGGGGGAGUUUUGCAGUCGAUACUGACGAUGCCUAAAAAAGCAGGUAUCGAUGUAUGUUUUGCGUGUUGGUAUCGACUUGAUAUCGAAGUAUUGAUUAUUGUGACAACCCUAUCGUCCUUUAUAUAAAGACACUAUGGUCUGAAACCAAAAAUUAUAUUUGCGGGUGUGUGUGUUAUUUGUGGGGGGGGGCAACUUUUAAACCUACAAACUACUGCCGAUUUACGAUGCCGCCGGUUGUAUCAACACAGUAAAAAAAAAAAAAAGUCACUCAGUAUUAUUUUAUCUGUUCUAUUGUCAGUCAAAAACAACUUGAUUUGUCUGUUCAAUUAUCGUCCACACCAUCUGACCUGCUUGCUAUCAGUUCCGAUCCCGUUCUGUGGUUCAUGCAUAGUUUAUCGCUGCUCAGUACUCAGUCUGCUGAAGAUGAGUAAUCAAAAGUAAACUGAUCAAUCACAAUUGUGUGAUGAUAUGAUAUUUGGACAUGUUGUAUUUAAUAGGAAUACUCGAGUGUGUGUAACUGUAAGUGUCAGACAUUGCUUUAGAACAGGGGUGCUCGCACUUUUUCAGCCUGCGAGCUACUUUUAAAAUUACCAAGUCCCUACUGUAAACACAGAGGAUAUAUAUAUACACACAUACACACACACACACACACACACACACACACUGGGGGGUUUUAUAAUACAAUUGAAUAUACUAUAAUAAAAAUAAUAAUGAGGAAAGUUAAAUAUCCGUGUUGCUGGAGACAUCUGUUCACCACUUAUUUUGCCAUGGAGGCACAAGAGCGAAUCAGGAGGGGGAGCUUAAUGUCAGCUGACUGAUGUCAUAUGACCUCUACAAAGUGGACGUGUACGAAGUGGGUGACACGCAAUCAACCCACACUACCUUCACGGUAGCUCACGAUCAACAUAAUGGGCACCCCUGCUUUAGAGCAUUACUUUUUGCAGGCUCUAUAUACGAUAAUAUACUUGUCUCUUGGUGCGCAUACUUAGGUAAGAUUCUUCUUUUUCAUUUUUGAAAAAAAGAAAACUGCUGCUCCAAUGUAUCUUUUCGAAAUUCCAAACCAGUGCGUGACAGUUUAUGAACAUGUAUUUCAAAAUAAGUGAGCUUAGCACGUAUUACUGCUCUAAUAUUCCCUUCUUAAGACAGUUGUACUCAGGUAAAGUUCCCCUACAUUUACUUUUAGCUUUAGAGAUCAUAUAAAGAACCAUAUCAUGUCAUCAUCAUCAUACCAUGUAGCUUUAUUUGGUGGUCUCUCCCUCAUUGUUUCCUCAUUAAGUUUUUGUGCAGUAUUUUUGUUGUGAUACAAAGUAUUCAACGGCCUCUGCUAACAUGCAUUUUGUUGGCCUUUUUGGGCUUUCUUGGGUUACAUAAUUCAUAAAUCAAUAAAAGCUGAAUACUGUUUGAAAAGGAGCUAAUGCUGUUAUUGGUAGGACAAUCCUUUUAGAUGUGUUACAAUCCCUAAAGAUUGGAGGAAACAAUGCUAAAGCUAUGAUUAUUAUACAGGAUAAUUUGGUAUCCUUAAGACCUUAACCAGACAGACAGCCUGGAGAAAAUCAUCCAGCAUGGUGAGAAUGCCUCCAGUCUGUUUGCUGCUGGAGUCAUUUUCCUCCCAUUGGCAUGACUUUUAAAAUUCUGGCCUAGUUUGUCACCUAUUAGACUGGCCAUGAGGCAACCAAUCAGGAUUGAUGACACAUGAUUGAUGAGUGAUGUCACACGUGGCUUCUCUGUAUCCCAGUGAAGCGAUGAAGCCUAAUGCUGUGUUCUUGAGGGUAUGUGAACUUGUUUGAUACUUCUACUUGUGCUCUUUUGAACUUCACCAUGCAAUACAAUACAAGUCAUGAAUAGAGCUGCAACAGUUAAUCGAUGAUUAAUCGACGAUUAAUCAAUUAGCCAAUUAAUGGACAACAAAUUUGGUACUCAGUAAAUAAUUUUUUUUCAUUUUAAAAUGUAAAUAUCUUCUGAUUUCAGCCUCUCAAAUGUCAAUAUAUUUUUGAAAUUUCCUUCGUCAUCCAUGAAAGCAGACUAAAUUUGUGUUUUAGGCAAAACAAGGUAUUCACCCACAUCAGCUUUGACUGACGAUGAUCAACAUUUUUGCCUCGUUUCUGAUUUGUUGUGGACCAAACCACUAACUGUUUGUGUUUGGGUCACAUUGACCGGGUCCGGUGAGGUCCUAACCAAUUACACCAUUAAUGGGGGGAAAAAAACAAGGUUCAGAUUAAUUGACUAAGAGAAUAAAUUGCUGGUUGCAGCCCUACUCAUGAAUAAGAGGCUUUUGAAUAGUUUCAAGAUUUUUCAUUGUUUGCAUCUGGACUGUAACACUUAACUCUUGCAUGCACAUUUUUGUAUGAAUUGAAUGAUGCCUGUUUAAUCCAAUGUAAAUCCAUAUGUUGUAUGUACUUUUCAUUUUUGUCCCCCCAUUUAUUUUAUGUUGUGUGACACUGAUUAUGCAUAAGCAUUUACCAUGACCUUGGAAAUGUAAGGUUCAUGGUGUUGAACAAGUAUAUCUCGCUACAUUUUAAAAAAGUAAUGUGAAAUGAAGUAUUCUGUUUUUAAUAUGAAUGAUAAAUCCCAAGGAUAGCUUGCUCAUGAAUGGACCCUGCAUUUCCAAGUUGGUGCCAUCAAAAUUGUUUGUCUUUGGAUUUCUUUUCUCUGUCCAAAUGGGUGUAAUUCUGAUCUACACAAACUCCUUAAUUGUAACUGUGUGAUGUUACAUGUAAAAGAAAAUAAAUAUAUCAUUAUAAGCA
This is a messenger RNA of Dunckerocampus dactyliophorus (ringed pipefish), 7142 nucleotides long. RefSeq names its product glutaminase b (gene glsb). NCBI's taxonomy places the organism in Eukaryota, Metazoa, Chordata, Actinopteri, Syngnathiformes, Syngnathidae. Gene Ontology annotation, biological process: L-glutamine catabolic process. The transcript is spliced from 15 exons. The record is from RefSeq and is a predicted model, not a curated record. Gene Ontology annotation, molecular function: glutaminase activity; protein binding. Bases 144 to 1847 code for a protein of 567 amino acids.